Molecule: messenger RNA, 2410 nt
Organism: Cucumis melo (muskmelon)
Lineage: Eukaryota; Viridiplantae; Streptophyta; Magnoliopsida; Cucurbitales; Cucurbitaceae
Exons: 4
Coding region: 307-2151 (614 amino acids)
Source: RefSeq, a predicted model, not a curated record
UACGCUUCUCUGUCUUUGCGCAUUUCUCUCUAUUUUCAUUCUAUUCUAAUCUGUUUGGUUCCCCUGAAAUCUCGGAAACGAGAGGACAAACAGAAAAUCAAAGUAGUUUACUCCUCUUACAAACUGGGUAACCCGUAAAAUUUAAUCUUUUGAUGUGGGGUUCUUUGGUUGUCUGAAACUUUUGCUUGUUGCUCAGGAAACAGAAAAAAUGUAUGCCAUUGGAGAUGGCUUUGGUGGCCUAAAUACUUGCAGUGUUAUUUAUUUCAGAGUUGAUCCAGUUUUUUUGUGAUUGUGUUGGAUGUGAAGAUGGAUGUGGAGGAAGUUAGGCAUAAAGUAGAACUAAGAGAUGUAUGCAAGUGCAGUGAACUGAAAUUGAGGUGUGAAAAAGCUGAAAAUAAGUGUGAAGAGUUAGAGUUGAAGAUUCAAAUAAAAAAGAUUGAGUAUGAAUUACUUCAGGGCCAAAUGAAGAAGUUGGAGUCAGAAAAAUCAGUCAUUGAAACAGAGCUAAAAGCUUGGAUGGAGAAGAGUCAUGAACGUGGACAGCAGGUUAGUUGUGGUAAAGAUGGAAGAAAUAUUUGUUUUGAGGAUGUAAAGAUGGAAGUUGUGAAUUUAGUUGAUAAUAAUGAAAUUAAAGAGGAGAUUUUUCAGCUUCUGAUUGAGAAUAAUGUUUUGGCUGUUGAGAAGAAGAACGCUGAAAAUGAGGCUGAGCUGUGGAAAGGUAAGUUCAAACACUUGGAGAUUCAGUUUUCGAAAAUGGAUGAAAGAAAAGGUGAUGGGAAGCCAGUGCUUUGUGGGAAGUUUGAAGGGAGAAUUGGAUUAUCAAUGAGUCAUGAAACUUGUGCUUCGGAUGGUGUGGCCUCUAAUCAUUAUGCUUUUAGUAAAGAAAUUAGUAACAUUGAAGCAGGAACGCCUCCAAAUGGCUCAUCACCCAAUCCUACUCUUUCUUUUGGGCAAGGAAGAAAACGUGGUACUAUAGAAUCUCAUUUUGAGCAUGGUAAUCGAGUUAGAAAACAGUUGAGUUUCGAAGAAGAGAGUCCCAGCAAAAAGAUGGCACCAUUAACUCCAGGUGUUUCUAGACCUUUACAUGGCGUCAUUAACAUUGAUGAUAGUGAUGAUGAAGUAAUCAUUGCCAAAUUGCCUUCUCAUACUCAAGAAAAGAGCGAGGCUUGUGUUUCAGCCCCUCAAGAUUUAAGUGAAUGUGUAUCUAUUUGUUUUGAGGAGAAAAUAGACAAUGGAAACAAAAUAACCGAGUCUGAUUGCCAUACAAACAAUGCGGAAAAUGUAGAAGCUUUAAGUGAUGAUUUUAUCUCUAAUUCAACUCUGAAAAGGAAACGGGCUUUGAAUAUUUUGACCAGCGACACAGAAACUGAUGACGACGAUAAUGUCCCAAUCGGGAAACUGAAGAUCAGAUUUCUUCAGAAAACAAACUGUACACAAGUACUUUCGGACUUGAACAAUGACCCUACUUCUACAUGUGACAAAGUUGUGGUUAGUGCAAUCCCUACAAGGAGGCGGUUAGUGUCAUUAAGAAAUUACGACGAGAAAGGAAGUGAAAAGGAAAACUCUGCAAGUCAGAUUGUUGGUAUCAAGAAUGGCAUGACGGACGCUGAAGACGAAUUGGAAGAUGUUGCAUCAGUCGCUGGGAGUGAUACUGAUAGCUUUGAAGGAUUUAUUGUUGAGAGCUCUGAUGAUUCAGACGUUGGAAGCACGUCUCAGUCAGAAGAUUCAGAAGAUUUAUCGAACGGCGGUGAAGGAUACGAUGAGAUAAUGUCUAAGCUAGGAAGGAGAAAAAAAGAGUUGAAAUGGGAGUAUGAGGCUGAUAUGCUUGCAUCUUUUGGCAAGGAUCCUGAAUUGUGUAUGAAGGCUGUGUGUGCUCUCUAUAGACAGCAAACUUCUGAGGAGAAAAUAAGUAAAGAAACGUUGUUUUCUAACAAGAGAGGAUUCAGCAAGUUCGAUGCUAUCAGGGGCACCCGUUUGGCUGAGUUUCUCACCAAUGGCGAUCCACAAGGUAAUCUCAACAAAUCUGUUAAAGAGUUGGAGGAGUACGACCCAAAGGCGAUUGAGCUGUGCAGAAAUUUAGCCACACAUUACUCCAAGCAGUUGUUCGAGAUCUAUGGAAAUAAAGAAGAUCCUUUCUUUUUACUUGCAUGACAUUAUGUCAUUGGUUCCACUGCCAAACAAAUUCAUAGUCAAAUGUAAGACUGAAUGCCCUCCGCUUGAAGAAACUCCCAAAAAGGGUCUUUUUGCGGGAAAAUAGCAUAAAGCAUAAAACAUAUAGUUAUGUUGGACCUUUCUUAGGAGGAAAGCUAUAUUGAUAGACCAUAGUUGGUUGACAUGACAUGUAACCUGUCGAUCUGAUUGUAAAUUUUGUGCAUUCAGGGUAGUUAUUUAUUUUCAUUGUCUUAGUCUA